Molecule: messenger RNA, 461 nt
Organism: Archocentrus centrarchus (flier cichlid)
Lineage: Eukaryota; Metazoa; Chordata; Actinopteri; Cichliformes; Cichlidae
Product: histone H2B 1/2-like
Exons: 1
Coding region: 18-392 (124 amino acids)
Cellular component (GO): nucleosome
Molecular function (GO): protein heterodimerization activity; structural constituent of chromatin; DNA binding
Source: RefSeq, a predicted model, not a curated record
AGUAACGAGGAAGCAGGAUGCCUGAACCCGCCAAGUCUGCGCCCAAGAAGGGCUCCAAGAAAGCGGUGACGAAGACCACUGGAAAGGGAGGCAAGAAGAAGAGGAAGACCAGGAAGGAGAGCUACGCCAUCUACGUGUACAAGGUGCUGAAGCAGGUCCACCCCGACACCGGCAUCUCAUCCAAGGCCAUGAGCAUCAUGAACUCGUUCGUCAACGACAUCUUCGAGCGUAUCGCUUCGGAGGCCUCCCGCCUUGCUCACUACAACAAGCGCUCCACCAUCACCUCCAGGGAGAUCCAGACCGCCGUCCGCCUUCUGCUUCCCGGGGAGCUGGCCAAGCACGCCGUGUCCGAGGGCACCAAGGCCGUCACCAAAUACACCAGCUCCAAGUAACUCGUCUGCUCUCAGCCCACAACACAACGGCUCUUCUAAGAGCCACACACUAUACAACAAGAGCUCAUU